Lathyrus sativus (Indian pea) is the source of this 696-nucleotide messenger RNA. The record is from the annotation of a GenBank genome assembly. Lineage: Eukaryota; Viridiplantae; Streptophyta; Magnoliopsida; Fabales; Fabaceae.
AUGGAGUUUGUGGCAAAUCAAUUCUCUUUAUUGGAAUUUUUUGGUAAUUUCGUUGAGAGGGUCAAAUGGGUUGGUGUCCUCAUCGUCUCAGUUGUCAUCGGGAAUAUCUUUUCUGCGAUCUUGACUUUCUGCUUCGCAUUUGUGGGGACUUUUUUGGGAGCUAUGACUGGAGCCUUCAUAGGGCAAGAAACUGAGAGUGGCUUCAUUCGAGGUGCUGCUGUUGGUGCUAUGUCAGGAGCUGUUUUCUCAAUUGAAGUUUUUGAAUAUUCUCUUGAUCUUUGGCGUUCUAAUGAAUCUGGAAUUGAUUGUCUCUUAUACUUGAUUGAUGUUAUUACUAGUCUAAUAAGUGGGAGACUUUUACGUGAAAGGAUAGGUCCAGCCAUGUUGAGUGCUGUCCAAGGUGAGAUAGGUGAUGAUGAAAUGACCCUUUAUGAGUUUCAAAACUUCUAUGACAUUGACGAUACAAGAGGUUUACCAGUAGUUUUAGUUGAAAAGAUUCCAACAAUCUCAAUCACAAGUAACGAGAAUUUUGAUGCUUCUGGCGAUAGAGUUUCAUGUUCAGUAUGCCUUCAGGACUUGCAAGUUGGAGAGAGCGUUAGAAGGCUGCCCCAUUGUCAUCAUAUGUUUCACCUACCUUGCAUUGAUAAGUGGCUCAUCAAGCAUGGUUCUUGCCCACUAUGUCGAAGAGAUGUUUAA